This is a messenger RNA of Rhopilema esculentum, 1102 nucleotides long. RefSeq lists its product as uncharacterized. The record is from RefSeq and is a predicted model, not a curated record. NCBI's taxonomy places the organism in Eukaryota, Metazoa, Cnidaria, Scyphozoa, Rhizostomeae, Rhizostomatidae.
UGCUGUUUGUUGACAACAUUGACAACCUUUAGAAGUCCGUUAGCAACAACUUGGUUCGCUUCACGUUGAAUGUCUCUAACUUGAAUUGAAGUGAAACGAAUAUUGAAAAAGCAUGUUCAUAAGUAGCAUGGCGCGAAAAAAUAUGGAGAAGGAGCGGGAACUUCAAAUUACACGGUCAAAGCCGCCAGAAAGAAUAAAAAUGUCAUCAAACAACGUGCUUCAAAUUACUGGAGAAAACCCACUGAUGAGCCAAAAAGGAUUGAGCUCCAGCUUGAAGUCAAAGCGGCACCAACGCUCAAUUUCAGCACCGUUAUCAACAAACAAGCCACCAAAGUCUCAGGUUGGGUUACUGCUUGACAAAAAUGCUUCUUCUCAUAAAGAGGAAAUCCAGCUUGACCCUGAAAAGUACGAUCUAGCAAUUGACUUAGAGGAUAUUUCUGGUAGCGCCUAUAGGGAAGAAGAUGGCAAUGGUGGGUGGUUUCUUAACCCAGUUCAUCGACCCAAUGAAAACUCACUCCCUUUUUCUGAAAUCAUGCAGAGAAAGCCCUUAACUGCAUCAGUUAUGAAAGCAACUGCAGAAGGUACUCUUGCUAGGGAUUAUGAAGAAGAUAUUUCACAAACUCCACUUGAAGAAUUUGAUUUGGAUAUCUUCAAACAGACAGAUUUGAGAACUUACAGAGAGGAGAUUCGAAGAUCUUUAGGCCUCAGAUCCCCCUUUGAGCUUGAGCUGGCAAGACUGAAACAAGAAAAAUUGAAACUGGAAGAGGCAUAUUUGCUAAAACUCAAGUGUGAUGCUGAGCUUGAGGAAACUAGGGGACCAAAGCCAAGGUGGUAUGAGCUGAAAACAAAAACUUUUAGCAGAGAGAUAAGAAAACAUAACAACUUGUUGAGUAACUCAGAAAACUGGAGAGACCUUGUAGAAUAUAGAAAUCAGCUGAUUGAAGCUUCUGGUCGCUGGGAGAACCUUAGACAGUAAAGAAACUGUUUUGAUUAUAGUUGUAAUAUUUUUUAUUUAAAUAGAAAACUUAAAUGUUGCAGUUUGUAAGUUAGAUAAAAAACUUUAGUUUGAUUGAUGGUGAAUUAUUAUUCGCAGCAUUUCAGU